CAAGAAAUGAAAAAAUUUACAGAUGUCGAUAGGACAGGAGUAUAAUAUGCCGAAAAUGAACUUUUCAUUUUGAUUCAUGCAGAUAGCUACUAAUGACUAGAUGAUUACUGGACGGGAAGAUCUGCCAUACACCGAGAAUUUUGGGGUUGAAGUUGCUCGUCGUUAACGAAGUUGCGAAUUCAAUAUGGCAACCGGAAGUUGGAGUCACCCUCCUCGGCCAUUUGAUGAUGUAGAUGUGGAAGCGAUCGAUACACUGUCCCUUGACUUUGGACGUUUUGAAAGAGUUAACAGAUGGAAAGGAAUGCCGGAAUGUGACGAAUUUGUUGGAGCAAGACGAAGCAAACAUACUCUUGUUGCCUGGAAUGAUGCAUUGUAUGUUUUUGGUGGUGACAAUGGAAAGAGAAUGUUAAAUGACAUAUUGCGAUUUGACAUCAAAGACAACUCAUGGAGCAGAGCAGUAACCAAAGGAACUCCACCAGCACCUCGCUAUCACCACUCAGCUGUAAUAUUUGGAUCCCACAUGCUGGUGUUUGGAGGGUUUACAGGUGACCUUUACUCAAAUUCUAACCUACAAAACAAGAAUGACCUAUUUGAAUACAAAUUCAGUACUGGGCAGUGGUCCGAGUGGCGCUUAGAAGGAAGAUUGCCUCCUGCAAGAUCUGCACAUGGUGCAGCAAUCUAUAAGAACAACUUGUGGAUCUUUGCUGGUUAUGAUGGCAACAAAAGGUUAGAUGAUCUUUGGACCAUUUGUUUGACAGAUCCUAACCCAGUGUGGCAGGAGGUGCAGCAAUCGGGUGACAGGCCACCCACUUGUUGUAACUUUCCUUUAGCUGUUGUGAGGGACAGUAUGUUUGUGUUCUCUGGUCAAAGUGGAGCAAAGAUUACAAAUGACAUGUUUGAGUUCAGUUUCUUGGAUCAUAGGUGGACUCGUAUUCCUUCUGCGCAUCUGUUACGCGGUUCACCCCCUCCCCCUCAGAGGCGUUAUGGUCAUAGCAUGGUGCCAUUUGACCGCUAUUUGUACGUGUUUGGAGGAGUUGCAGAUAAUACGUUACCAUCAGAUCUAUACAGGUUUUCUCUUGAUGAUAAAUCUUGGGAGGUUGUUCAACCGGCACAAGAUAGUGAGGUUCCGUCAGGACGCCUCUUUCAUGAUGCGGAUGUUAUCAACAAUGAGAUGUAUAUAUUUGGUGGCACUAUUGAUAACAACAUACGAAGUAGCGAACUGUACAGAUUUCAGUUGGCGAGUUAUCCCCGUUGUACUCUCAGGGGUGAUUUUGGUCGGUUGUUGGACAGUAAACAGUUCUGUGAUAUGGUCUUCAUUGUUGGCAAGGAAGAAACUCAGUUCCCGGCCCACGCGGCCUUUGUUGCGGCUAGGUCGCCGUGGCUGAGGAAACAACUGUUGCGUGCUAGGGAAAAGUUGAAGAGAGCAAAUGGAGACAGAUAUCAGGAUCAAGAAGUGGGAAAACCGGAAGUAAAGCUGCCGGAAGUCGAAGUUCAGUCCUUUGCGGUGACGCUUCGUUAUAUGUAUACAGAUUGUAUUUUCCCAUUAGUGAAAGAUUGCCAGGGUUCACAGGAAAUAAGUCUGAUCAUGGAUGUGUACAGGUUGGCCCUAAAGCUUGAGAUUGGUGCGCUUGAAGCGCUUUGUGUACAGUACAUCGAGUCUUCCAUCUGUCAAGAGAACGUUCUUGUAGCGCUCGAUAGCGCCGCCCGGCUGCAGCUGGAUCCACUAAAGGAUUUCUGCCUUCGUUUCAUUGUUCGUGAGGCAAACUACAACAACAUCAUUAUGAGCAAGAAUUUUGAGUCUGUACCUCAGAAACUUAUGGUUGAGAUUAUCCGGAGACGGCAGGUUCCACAGGCGAUGGCUCAUGUUCCGGGAGAAAAUCAGUGCAGAUCGACGCACCCAGAAAAGACCCUACAACAAGACAUGAUGGAGUUUUUCCAGGGCGCGCGCGGUGAGGAUUUCCAUGACAUCACUUUGAUGUUGGACGGGGAACCAAUCGGAGCACACAAGGCAGUGUUGGCUGCAAGAUGCAGUUACUUCGAGGCAAUGUUUCGAUCAUUUAUGCCCGUGAACAACACUGUAACAAUUACAAUUGGCGAGACGAUUCCGUCGCGAAAGUCAUUCAACUCUCUCCUUCACUACAUUUAUCAUGGUGAUGUAUCAAUGCCUCCGGAGGAUUCACUAUAUCUUUUGUCUGCUCCUUAUUUCUUCGGUUUCACCAACAACCGCCUUCAGGCAUUCUGUAAACAGAACCUUGAAAUGAACGUUUCAUUUGAAAAUGUAGUCGAGAUUCUCGAAGCGGCUCAUAGGAUUGGAGCUGCGGACAUGAAGAAACAUGCUCUGGAUCUUGUGGUUGGACAUUUUGUGAAGGUCGCCAAAUCUCCAAACCUCAGGAGACUAAGCCGAGAUCUACUCCUAGAGAUUCUGGACGCCAUAGCAGACUAUUUAAAAGAUUCAAACAUUGCUGUUCACCCACGGUGAGGAGUCUUCCGCCAAGAUCACUUCAAAUCAGCAUGCUACAGUUGUUUUCAAGAUGGGACUGGAUUUCCACCUUGUAAGUCGUCUGGCACAGCCUGCCGAAGUCUGGGCACAGCUCAAGGGAUCCUUGGAUGUGGGUGAUCCAUUUUUAUCAGGAAAAGUGCCCUAUUAGGCCCAACCUCCUGGGAAAUGCCGCUUACGCUCCUGCAUGACGAGGCAAGGACGAGAGGAAGGAGAAGAUCGUACCAUAAUGGAGCUCAGUUCAGAGACAGCUGGGCCUGUCCAAACUUAGUUUCUAUGAAAGUUUACGCAUUCUUAUCAUUGUUGGAUGUUUUAAAACCUUGAGGAUUUAUUUAUUACAAACCGGAGAGGUUAACGGAGCAUUUUGAGAUAACAACUUUCUCUAAUAUCUUUGUUUGUAAUUUCAGUUUAUUUUCAGGGUUUGGAACAACUCGUAAAUCACAAUUUCAAAGGUUGUUCGUGGUGAUUCGUGCCGCUAACCUAGGGAGCAUCAAUUGUUUGAUGACAACGAUUUUGAAAAAAUUUGAGUGAGAAGUGUUUUUUUUUCAUUUGCAUUUGAAAAAUUAGACUCGUUACACAAAGCUUGGGCAGGUGCAUCUUAGUAUUUCCGCUCUUUGUCCCUUAAUUUUGAAUGAUAAACACCUCUCGGGAAUAUAUUGGAGUUUCUCCACCGUUCGUAAUUUAACAUUUUUUGGAAUUAAUUACUAGUCAAAAAUAGAUUUUCCCUUUUUUAUUUCAAAACCUGAGUUUAUCGCUGGGAUAUCGGUUCCACAAACAAUGUUCUAUAUUCAAAAAUUAAAAGCGUACGAAUGUUGAGUUUAAGUAUUGAGACGAAUGCAAAUAGUCGGCGACUGAAGAUCACGGUUGCCAAGUUUGUUUGUAUUAUCUGUCAAAUAUCUUCCUCUGUUUUCUUACCCAGAUCAUAGCUAUGGUAGUGUCAUCUUGCGGACAAAUAAAAAUUAUUUCCUAUCUGUAUGUCGUAUUUUACAAGAUAUUCAUACUAUGAAAAAACGAACGCUCUAUCCGCAAAACACCGUUUAAUACCUUUCACUUAUUCCUGUAAUAAAAAAAAUUUACAAUCAUCAAAAAUUUUAAAGUUUACUUCGUUGUCAUCCAAUGUAAAUAAUGUCGCUGGUUGAAUAUUCGGCUAGCUAUGUUUUAGAUUCAUCAUUAUCACUGAUCGAUGUCUACCAUCUUAGGUUCUGUUCUUGUAGUCGCAAUCUGCGGUUGGAUCCUUCUUAAAAAUGAAUGUUGCGGCCUAAGAUAAAUCAUUAAUGGAAUCACUGGCAAAAGUUUUCAAAACAUCGCGGAUGCUUCUCAUUUGUAAUAAAAAAGGAAUAAUUUAAGAUCUAGUCUUGUCGACGGACGAAAUCAGAUUAAAA
Molecule: messenger RNA, 3879 nt
Organism: Pocillopora verrucosa
Lineage: Eukaryota; Metazoa; Cnidaria; Anthozoa; Scleractinia; Pocilloporidae
Product: leucine-zipper-like transcriptional regulator 1
Cellular component (GO): Golgi apparatus
Molecular function (GO): protein binding
Source: RefSeq, a predicted model, not a curated record